CGAACAGGGUACGGAAGGCCGAGUUCUAAUGUCAUGGGAACAUGGCAAAAAAUAUGGACUAAGAUAGAUUUUUGAAUUACAAAUAAAAAAUAAAAACCCCAUUUUGUGGACACCUAUCCUCUUCUCUUCUUCCCGUCUUCCGCAAGCAGAGGUUCUGCCACUUCUCUUCCGCAAGCAGGCCAGGGCGCAGCUGUCACUCCUUCACCCGUCGUCUUCCUUCGUUUCUUUCAAGGGCCUUGUGGAGUUGAAUUGCUUAGAAAAAGAGAGCCACUGUGACUAUAAUUAUUCUGAGUUGAUCACAAGUUGGGCAUGGAAGAGACAAAGAGGUCAUCCAUGGAAGAGACAAAGAUAUCUAAAAGUUGGGCGGACGUAGCCGACGAGGCGGAUGCUUCUGAGAUGUCAACUUUGGAUAUGAAAUCCAACGAUGAACCCGCGAUUGAAUCUUUGGUCAUUGAUGAGUCCAAAGAUAUCAAAAGCACCCUUUCUGAUCCAAGCGACGCUAGUAUUCAAGUGGUUCCGUCUGGAGAUACUUUGUAUAAAUCUGCUAAAACAUUUGAAGACUUGAGCUUGUCAGAAGAGUUGUUAAAAGGUUUAUAUUCGGAGAUGAAGUUUGAGAGACCAAGUAAAGUACAGGAAGUCACUCUGCCUAUGAUACUCACUCCUCCACACUUGAAUCUUAUUGCCCAGGCUCACAACGGUUCUGGAAAAACAACAUGUUUUGUGCUAGGGAUGUUGAGCCGGGUUGAUCCUAGACUCGGUGCCCCGCAGGCUCUGUGUAUUUGCCCCACCAGAGAACUUGCCAUCCAGAAUAUGGAAGUUUUGUUAAAGAUGGGAAAGUUUACUGGUAUAACAUCAGAAUUGGCUAUACCACCGAGUAAGGAAAACUAUGUUCCAAUAAAUAAGCGACCGCCUGUUACAGCUCAAGUCAUAAUUGGUACCCCUGGAACAAUAAAUAGGUGGAUCACUGCUAAGAAACUGGGUGCAAGUUGCAUGAAGAUUCUUGUGUUUGAUGAGGCAGACCACAUGUUAGAAGAUGCUGGUUUUAAGGAUGACUCAAUAAGAAUUAUGAAGGCCAUUGUCAAGGGAAAAGCAGACUGCCAGGUGCUCCUUUUUUCUGCAACAUUCAAUGACUCUGUCAAGGGAUUUGUUAAGAAAAUUGUUGAAGAUCUGUUUGUAAAAGGCUACAACCAGAUUUUUGUGAAGAAGGAAGAACUUUCGCUGGAGUCUGUGAAGCAGUUUAAAGUGCACUGCCCCGAUGAACUUUCAAAGGUCAUGGUGGUUAAGGACAAAAUACUUGACCUUGGGGCUAAGGUGGGACAGACAAUCAUAUUUGUUCGUACUAGGGAAGGCGCUAGGAUGUUGUAUAAAGCUCUAGUGGAGUUUGGCUACGAGGUAACGGUAAUUCAAGGCGCUCUAACUCAUGAAGACAGGGACAAAAUUAUUAAGGAGUUCAAGGAUGGGUUGACACAAGUUCUUAUAUCAACGGAUCUUCUUGCCCGGGGAUUUGACCAAUCACAGGUCAAUUUGGUCGUGAAUUAUGAUCUCCCAGUGCAGUACGAGCGUCCUUCCGAACCCAAUUGUGAAGUAUACUUGCAUAGGAUCGGUAGAGCAGGCCGUUUUGGGCGAAAAGGUGCUGUGUUCAACUUGCUUUGUAACGAUCGCGACACAAUGCUGAUGUCAAAGAUUGAGAAUCACUUCAACAGUCCAGUGGCUGAGGUCCCCUCCUGGGAAAGCGACGAAGACUUCAAGGUUGCUUUGAAGACUGCUGGUCUGAUCUAAGCAACAUUGGAAAUGCAAUCUUUUGUGGGUGUGUGUUGAAUUACACUUUUGACCAGACCUAAAGAUUAAAUUUGUGUUUUGCAUAUGAGCUUGUUUGUGUUCCGGUCUCAUGCAUUUGAUUCAGUUGUGUUUUACAGUAUACUUUAGCUGAUUUAUUUCAAGUAUUGGUUUAAGAGUGUUCUAGUUUUCUUUACAUGUACCAAAUGUUGGGUUGUAUUUUGGGAUUCCCCAUUUGUCAAAAAGAUGUAAAGUGGUAGGGGUAUAACUGUAUAAGAAUACAUAGGGAGGAUUAAAUAACACGAUUUUAAAUUGAUAGUUAAAAAUGACAACAAAAAUUGAGUGCCUGCUCAUUAUUUAUUUUCAAGUGCAUUUUUUGUUGUGAUUUUUACAAGUUUGUGCUUGUCCAAGCUCCUUUGGAUUCUUCUCAGCUGACACUUCCCAACCCUAGAAAUCAUACCAGGUUACUUUUGAGGGAUGUUUUAUUGAAAUUGGGGAUGACUGGGGGAAUAAAGUAGUUUGACCGGU
Molecule: messenger RNA, 2304 nt
Organism: Cuscuta campestris
Lineage: Eukaryota; Viridiplantae; Streptophyta; Magnoliopsida; Solanales; Convolvulaceae
Source: the annotation of a GenBank genome assembly